Molossus molossus (Pallas's mastiff bat) is the source of this 608-nucleotide messenger RNA. RefSeq names its product acyl-CoA binding domain containing 7 (gene ACBD7). The transcript has 4 exons. Bases 22 to 288 code for a protein of 88 amino acids. NCBI's taxonomy places the organism in Eukaryota, Metazoa, Chordata, Mammalia, Chiroptera, Molossidae. Gene Ontology annotation, biological process: fatty acid metabolic process. The record is from RefSeq and is a predicted model, not a curated record. Gene Ontology annotation, molecular function: fatty-acyl-CoA binding.
CAGCGGUUUCGUGCCACUACCAUGUCCCUGCAGGCUGAUUUUGACAGGGCGGCCGAAGAUGUGAAGAAACUGAAAACAAGGCCGGAUGAUGAAGAACUGAAAGAACUCUAUGGGCUCUACAAACAAUCUGUGAUUGGAGACAUCAAUAUUGAGUGUCCAGGAAUGUUAGAUUUAAAAGGCAAGGCUAAGUGGGAAGCAUGGAACCUCCAAAAAGGAUUAUCAAAGGAAGAUGCCAUGAAUGCCUAUAUUUCUAAAGCAAAAGAGCUGAUAGAAAAAUAUGGAAUUUAGAAUUCAGCAUGUGAGAAAACUUUUCUUUUGAAGCCUUCAUAAUGGUCUCCUGACCUAACACUUAGGGGAGAAAUACACAGUUAACUCUUUACGUAUCAUGAAUAUUUUUGCUAGUAACAUGAAUUAGAAACCUUAGUUAGAGGUAUGAUGAAAGUACUACAUAUUUAAGGAAAUUUUACUUGCUAAAACCAGGUGGGUUUUUUUUUAUAUUUAAAAAAUUAUCUUUCGCUUUCUGAUUCAUCACAUGUAUCAAAGACUAGUCAACAUAAAGAGAUGAUUUUAAAUAUUCUUUUUUCUUUUUAAUCCUCACCUGAGGAUAU